Molecule: messenger RNA, 648 nt
Organism: Coniophora puteana RWD-64-598 SS2
Lineage: Eukaryota; Fungi; Basidiomycota; Agaricomycetes; Boletales; Coniophoraceae
Exons: 4
Coding region: 1-648 (215 amino acids)
Source: RefSeq, a predicted model, not a curated record
AUGUCUCGGAGGUCCAAUACCGUCUCCUUGGUGUUAUUCACGGGUUACGUGCUGGUACAGCUUGAAAACGUAGUCUCAACCCUCGUCGCAAUAUUUCCAGCAAAGUUUCAAGAGAGCUCUUCUUCUUCUGAGGGUAACACCAUUAGCUGCGGGUCAAGUCUAUCGCCAAGUAAAACGUGGUUGGCCGUGUCUGGAAACUUUGUUCUCGCCGCUUACGAUCUCAUUCUGGUCAUCAUGGCGCUUCAUUAUUUCCGUAAAGAUCUACAAGAGGUUCAUUCUCGGUCAAUAACAUGCUUCAUGAAUGUUGUCUUCAGAGACCACAUUAUUUAUUUUAUCCUAACAUUCCUCUCCAUGAUUUUCAGUGCCUUUUCCUUGGCUCUUCAACCUAUUAUGGUGGCUCAGACAAAUGCAGGAAAUACGCUUAUGGUCUGCGCCACCGUUGGGGGCAUGCUUUUCAUUCUUCAGACAUGCAUGGCAGGGCCUCUCAUGAUGCUUAGCAUUCGGCGUCAUGAGGCUCACGCUUUCAGCGUAUUUGCACCCGAGGGGACAGAACUCACAGUCCGCUUUGCGCAUCCAUCAAAUAUUGAGAGUGCGAGAGACAUGCGAUUGUCCAUAUUGGAAAAGGACCGGGAUUCCUACGAAUCUUGA